AACGGCCCCCUUGCCCAAGGGCCAACCCAGAUUCCUCCGGGACUGCGGGGGGUCAGCCCUGCCCCUUGGAAACUGUCUUCCUUUCAAGAGGCUGCAGCUGGACAGGAAAACAAACCAGGCAGGCCCAGAUUAAUUCCGGAGCAGCGGCUUGAUGGCAAACAGAGGCCUGGGGAUUACACUAUUAUCUACUGUCACGCAAAGUUCCUGGACUGGAGUCAGGCUGGGGCCUCCCCCAUCCUGGGGUGGAGGCCUGGGGUUUAAAUAGGGCGGGAAUGGGAGCCUGGGUUGCAUUUGAUCACUGGUCAUUGUAGGAGGCAGAACCAGGGAGAAGCUGCGUUGAAGGCACCAUGAGUAAAAUCAGCGAAACCGUGCAGCACGCCCGUGCAGCUUUCAAAUCCGGGAAGAGCCGCCCUCUGAAAUUCAGACUCCAGCAGCUCGAAAACCUGAAGAAAAUGAUCACAGAGAGAGAAAAGGAGAUCGCCGCGGCCCUCAUGGGAGAUCUCAACAAGAGUGAAUGGGACGCGUACUACGGAGAGAUGAUCUACAGCCUGGAGGAGAUUGACAGCAUGAUCCAGAAGCUUCCCGAGUUUAUGGCUGAUGAGCCCGUGGAGAAGACACCCCAGACUGCGAACGAUGAGGCCUACAUCCACUCCGAGCCGCUGGGCGUGGUCUUGAUCAUCGGCUCGUGGAACUACCCCUUUAACCUGACCAUCCAGCCUCUGGUCGGAGCCAUCGCCGCAGGGAAUGCUGUGAUCAUCAAGCCAUCAGAGGUGAGCGAGCACACGGCCACCUUAUUGGUGAAGCUUCUUCCCCAGUACCUGGAUCAGGAUCUGUACCACGUCGUCAGCGGUGGGGUCCCGGAGACCACGGACCUGCUGAAGGAGCGGUUUGACCACAUCUUCUUCACGGGGAGCACCGCAGUUGGGAAGAUUGUCAUGGCGGCCGCAGCCAAGCACCUGACCCCCGUCACCCUGGAGCUCGGGGGGAAGAGCGCUUGCUACGUUGAUAAGGACUGCGACCUGGACAUUGCCUGCAAGCGCAUAACAUGGGGAAGGUUCCUUAACUGCGGACAGGCGUGCGUGUCACCAGACUACAUCCUCUGUGAACGGUCCCUCCAGGACCAAAUAGUGGAGAAGGUCAAAAAAGCCCUCAAGGAAUUCUACGGCGAUGAUGCCAAGAAAUCGCGUGACUAUGGAAGAAUCAUCAACACACGCCACUUCCAGAGGAUCAUGGGGCUGAUCAAGGACCAGAAGAUCGCAUUCGGUGGGACCGGUGACCAGGCAGCUCGCUACAUAGCCCCAACCAUCCUCACGGAUGUCGAUCCCGAGUCCAAGGUAAUGCAGGAAGAGAUCUUCGGUCCUGUCCUUCCCAUUGUCUGUGUGAAAAGUUUGGAAGAGGCGAUUGAGUUUCUCAACCAGCGGGAGAAGCCUCUGGCCCUCUACGCAUUCUCCCGCAAUGAUAAGGUGAUUAAGAAGAUGAUUGCAGAGACCUCCAGUGGGGGAUUCACUGGAAAUGAUGUAAUUGUACACUUCUCGGUCCCCUCUCUGCCCUUUGGUGGUGUUGGGCAGAGCGGCAUGGGCUGCUACCACGGCAAGAAGAGUUUUGAGACCUUUUCUCACCGCCGCUCCUGCCUGAUCAGGGCCCUGAAGAACAGUAGUGAGAUCAAAGUCAGAUACCCGCCGAGCCCCCUCAAGGUGGCUCCCAAAUGAAGACCAGGCCACCCCCACCAUACAUGCCUACUCAGCUGUCUUUGAGAAAAAUUCUUCCUUUUCAUGAAAAUAUGAAACACCACACAUCCAAGUUGACCCCUUUCCACGAGAGCAGAAAUCCUUGUCUCACCAGCAGAAGAACAGGCUUCCCCUCACUCUUCAGGCUUAAUGGCCCGAAGAGUAGCAGAUGCCUCUUUGGGCAUUAAUGGGCAUUCACAGAUUCAUCUCAGGAGAGGCUCCUGCUCAACUGAUCAAGAAAUCCCUUUCAGAACCUCUCCAUAUCCUACCCGUCUCCAUUUUGCUAGCUGCCAAUUUGUUAAGUUUCACUCUUAAGGGCUGUUGGAACUGUCUAGCACCAGCUAGAUUUUUAUUUAAGGAAUGCUGUUGAAGGCAUAGCUACUAGCAGGUCUUCCUGCUGUGGAGCUGUCUCGCUGCAGGUUACCAUAAUCCAAGGAAGCUGAGAGGUUUCCCCCAGGUUUUUGAAGUGUUUGGUGGUCAGAGUUAAGAUUUUUAUUCUCCCCAAGAAGUUCCCCCGGGUUUUUGAAGUGUUUGGGGGUCAGAGUUAAGAUUUUUAUUCUCCCCUUAAUUUCCCAUCUAGGGAGUGAUAUGAAAUGAUUCUCCAUUCUGAGCUGUUUGCAGUGUCUAAGGUGUGAAUUGUCUCCACCUUUCCCCAAUAAAAUAAAUAAUAGGGAAAAAAAGAGAAAUGAAUUGGCUUAAGGGAGAUGUAGCCAAUAGCUUAAUAUUUCUAACUGGCAGCCUGAGGAACAAAACAUGAAGCCUGGUUUUACAGCCAUUAAAAUUGAUACAAGUUUAUGUACGACCAAGCCAUUCCAAUAGGCUGACAUGGAAACAAGAUUAUCAGACUUAAAGUGGAAUAUGCUCUAUGAUCGUAGAGAAUAGUGACGCCUUCAGCAACAUGGUAACUUUCUUUUCUUAGUAACAUUUAUUUUUAAUUUGCUUUCUACCUUAGGGCCUGGUGAAUAACUGCUCUGUUUUGAAAUGUGCUAAGCAAAUGUAUAAAGUUCAUAAUUUAAAAUGGUCA
Molecule: messenger RNA, 2751 nt
Organism: Tachyglossus aculeatus (Australian echidna)
Lineage: Eukaryota; Metazoa; Chordata; Mammalia; Monotremata; Tachyglossidae
Gene: ALDH3A1
Product: aldehyde dehydrogenase 3 family member A1
Exons: 11
Coding region: 348-1709 (453 amino acids)
Biological process (GO): aldehyde metabolic process
Cellular component (GO): cytoplasm
Molecular function (GO): aldehyde dehydrogenase (NAD+) activity
Source: RefSeq, a predicted model, not a curated record